CGCUGUUCCGGGGUCCCAGUUAUAUGUGAACGGAGACCUGAGGCUGCAGCAGAAGCAGCCCCUAAGCCAUCGUGGCCUAGAUGUUCGGUACAACGCCCUGAAAAACCUCCAGGCAUCUCCCAUGGAUCUGUGACCGAGGUGGGCAGCUCUCCCAGCAGCCCUGGACAGCAGCCCCCGGCCGGCGGCAUGUGGCUGCGGCGCAUCUCCAGCACCGCGGUGACCGCGCUCCUGCUGGCGCAGACUGGCCUCCUGCUCUUCCUAGUCUCCCGGCCCAGGCCGCCGUCCCCGGUGGGUGGCGAGGAGAGGGUGCAUGUGCUGGUGCUGUCCUCGUGGCGCUCGGGCUCGUCCUUCGUGGGCCAGCUCUUCAGCCAGCACCCCAAUGUCUUCUACCUGAUGGAGCCUGCGUGGCACGUGUGGGCCGCUUUGUCGCAGGGCAGCGCGGUGGCGCUACACAUGGCGGUGCGCGAUCUGGUGCGCUCCGUCUUCCUGUGCGACAUGGACGUGUUCGACGCCUACCUGCCGUGGCGGCGCAACCUGUCGGACCUCUUCCAGUGGGCGGAGAGCCGCGCGCUGUGCUCGCCGCCCGCCUGCAGCGCCUUCCCGCGCGGCGCCAUCAGCAGCGAAGCAGUGUGCAAGCCGCUGUGCGCACGACGGCCCUUCGGCCUGGCCCAGGAGGCCUGCCGCACCUACAGCCACGUGGUGCUCAAGGAGGUGCGCUUCUUCAACCUGCAGGUGCUCUACCCACUGCUCAGCGACCCGGCGCUCAACCUGCGCAUCGUGCACCUGGUGCGCGACCCGCGGGCUGUGCUGCGCUCGCGCGAGCAGACGGCCAAGGCACUGGCCCGUGACAACGGCAUCGUGUUGGGCACCAACGGCAAGUGGGUGGAGGCCGACCCGGACCUGCGUGUGGUGCGCGAGGUGUGCCGCAGCCACGUGCGCAUCGCCGAGGCCGCCAUGCGCAAGCCACCGCCCUCCCUGCGCGGCCGCUACCGCCUGGUGCGCUUCGAGGACCUGGCACGGGCGCCUCUGCCCGAGAUCCGCGCGCUCUACGCCUUCGCAGGCCUGAGCCUCACGCCGCAGCUUGAGGCCUGGAUCCACAACAUCACCCACGGGGUCGGGCCAGGUGCCCGCCGUGAGGCCUUCAAGACUACGUCCAGGGACGCGCUCAACGUCUCGCAGGCGUGGCGCCACACGCUGCCCUUUGCCAAGAUCCGCCGCGUGCAGGAGCUGUGUGCGGGCGCACUGCAGCUGCUGGGCUACCGGCCAGUGUUCUCUGAGGACGAGCAGCGCGACCUCGCCCUGGACCUCAUGCUGCCGCGCGGCCCGAGCAGCUUUAGCUGGGCAUCGUCCACUGCCCAGCACUCCGGGCCGUAGCAGAGGCCCCCAGCUGUGGCUGGCGGUUGCCAGGAGACUCACGCGUGGUGGGGAAGGAGCUGGGGCGCACGAGGCCGGGAGUUUGGGAGGUCCCCCACGUAGUAGGAAAGGACCGGGUCCGCAGACUAUGUUUCUUUCUCCCCACUUCUUGUUUUUCCUUUGAAUCCUCUUUAGGAGCUAGAUUCCCGCCACACACACUCUUCAUGGAAAGCAGACUCGUGCCCCCACUUCCUCUGGGCGCAGGGAAUAAGUUCAGAUGACUUGGCUCCUACUCCAGCACUUUCUUUCCCCUUAAGUCUCUGUUGGGAUGCCUCAUCCUGCAGCUGAGAAGGCUGUCCCGGCCCUGCCUGGGAGUGGAGGGACGCUGUGGUGAGCUGGUCCCUGAAGUCGGUACAUCUCCCCCUAUAACACCCCGUGCCUCUGGCACCACACACCACCAAAGCCAGUGCUUUUAUAUUCACCUGUAUCUUCAGUAAGAAAUCAGCCAAGGUGCCUCUAUCUUGUGGUCUCCCCUUAGUCUCUCUCUACCCCAAUCUCCUGGGAGCCCACAUGCCCCCAUCACCU
Molecule: messenger RNA, 1938 nt
Organism: Aethalodelphis obliquidens (Pacific white-sided dolphin)
Lineage: Eukaryota; Metazoa; Chordata; Mammalia; Artiodactyla; Delphinidae
Product: carbohydrate sulfotransferase 6
Exons: 3
Coding region: 187-1374 (395 amino acids)
Biological process (GO): carbohydrate metabolic process; N-acetylglucosamine metabolic process; keratan sulfate proteoglycan biosynthetic process
Cellular component (GO): Golgi membrane
Molecular function (GO): N-acetylglucosamine 6-O-sulfotransferase activity
Source: RefSeq, a predicted model, not a curated record